AUGAAAUUGGGUGUAACAGGUUUUAUUUAUUUUUUGAAACUCUCGUUAUUACUUCGAGGAAUUUUUGCAUCUUCUCUUGAAGAUGACGAAUGUACCGAAAGUGAAGAUCCAGACUAUACGGAUGAAAAUUCCAUUAUAUUGAGAACUUCCAACGAGAGAUACACACAAACUGCUACCAGCAUUGUUUAUGUAUACUCGCCCCAAACUUCCUUUAACUCGCUGAUGGGUCUGGGUCAUCCAACUACCAUACUAAUUGCCUCAACCCUUAUUGAGAUCCUCACUAUUACUCCAGCACUAGCUUAUGCAAAGGAAUCGUACAUGCUUUCAGAUAAGGAAACUACUGAUGUACCAACGAUUUCAAACAAACCUUUGUCACAAAUUAUUUCAAGGUGUUCUGGUUGUUCCACAAUAGCGAAUAAUAGUCAAAACAACAAUACAAAGACUAAUGAGCCAAUUUCAAAAUCUGAAAAUUCCUAUCCCUCUGUCACUUCACAUGGCAGCUCGACCACCGUAUCAUCAGCUGGCAUUACUUCAAUUAAAUUUCACUCUACAAGUCCCUCAAGCCAUACUAGUCCUACAAGCUCAAAUUACAAAUCUGUGACUUCCGAAGAGUCUUUAUCAAGAACAAGGUUGACUUAUUCAUGUGAUGCAAGCUUAUGUCUUUCCACGGAUUUCACUAAUAGUACCACAAGAAACGUGAAUGCCCUGUCAUGGGCAUCCCAGAAAUCUACAAAAUCCCCGAAAAAUAAAACAGAAGCUACCAGUAAAGACAAAAACGACAAGACUUCCUAUAUUAAAGCUUCUAUGACGUCCACUUUUGUUGCUACAACGUCAUAUCACUACUACGACUCUGCUGGCAUUAAACAGUCGCUCGAUGCCCCAAUUUUUUUAGCAUUGUUUCUACUUGACAUCAUUUCUUUUUGA
Molecule: messenger RNA, 924 nt
Organism: Debaryomyces fabryi
Lineage: Eukaryota; Fungi; Ascomycota; Pichiomycetes; Serinales; Debaryomycetaceae
Exons: 1
Coding region: 1-924 (307 amino acids)
Source: RefSeq, a predicted model, not a curated record